AUGUUUCGAAUAAUUCGAAUAAUUUUUUAUUUUAGAUUGAUGGGUAAUUGUUUAGCCUUAGAUCCUGAGAUAGUAGAAUUCGAAGAUCAUGUAUUUUAUGGACUGAUAAGUUUGUACUAGAAUAAAUAAAAUAUUAGGUGUUUAAUAUUAUUUUCUGGUUUUUGCAGUGGGGCAACAUAAGGUUUAUUAUCAUUGGAUUAAAUAACAAUAGAAGUGAAAAAAAUAUAUGGAACAGAAUAAGAAUAGAAAAUGGGUAUUACAUAAAUAAUAGUAGGCAUCUCGUAUUUUACCUGUAAUAGAAGAGCAUCAUUUAUUAUUAUCAACUUUAUUGGUUGCAAAUUCAUUGGCGAACGAAUCACUUCCAAUUUUUUUAAAAAGAAGUACAGGUGAUUGGAUAGCAUUGUUAAUCUCAGUAAUAUUGGUAAUAUUAUUUGGAGAGAUUUUUCCUUCAGCAA
Molecule: messenger RNA, 455 nt
Organism: Paramecium sonneborni
Lineage: Eukaryota; Ciliophora; Oligohymenophorea; Peniculida; Parameciidae
Source: the annotation of a GenBank genome assembly